Molecule: messenger RNA, 2073 nt
Organism: Effrenium voratum
Lineage: Eukaryota; Dinophyceae; Suessiales; Symbiodiniaceae
Source: the annotation of a GenBank genome assembly
GGGGGUUACACCCCAAGUACUCACCCAGCCAACCACCUGACUCGCCCGGAUGACCUGCUUCACGGACCUCGGCGCCCUGCUGGGCCUCAGCUACUUGUGGUCCCGUCUCCACGGGCGCCAGCAGCGCCGCCGCUUCGAGCGCCGCGCGGCGCUGCAGCGCUUGGCGCGCCGGUGGCUGGGUCGAGACCUGGUGCCCGGGCCAGCAGGCGAGGAGCCAGAGGACGCGGCCUGCGCCAGCGCCUGGCGCGCGGUGUGUCGCUACGAGGAGGCGCACCAGAAGGAAGGCUGCGCGCCCCCGACGGUGGACUGCUCGGUCGGGCUUCCUGGCCUCUCUGGCAUGCUGCAGCGGGCUGGUGUAGUGCAGGUGGAGGCGGAUUUGGAGCCGGAGGAGCUGUUGUGUGCCGACGUCAGGCCUUGGCUACGGCUGGCCCCUAGCAAGGCCUCCGAGCUGCCGAAGCGGGUGGGCUUCUACCAGCAGCUGCUGAUGCGCCCUGAGGUCUUCGGGGAUCCGCCCUUCUUCGCCUUGCUGGCCUUCCUGUGCGAGCGCCUGGACGAGCUCUCGAGCCGCCUCGCGGGCUCCUCACGGGACUGCGCGGUUCAGCUGGCAAAGGUCAUCUCCGCUGGAAAGGAAGUCUUGGGCGCAUUGCUGCCAGUUCUCCUGCUGGCCAUUUGCGACGUCAUGGACGGAACGGCGACGCCGCUCAUCAGCGUGGAGUCGAUGUUGGCCUCCCUGGAGGCACCGGUGUCGGGCAGGCUGUGGGCAUCCGACGCGGGCCGCAUGCUGCGGGAGCUGUUGCAGUCCCCGCACUUUGCCGAUUUCUGGGGCUGCAGAAAAGGAGACGGAGCCCGAGGGUCACUGCUGGACAUGUGGUUGGAGCUGCGGCACGCUUGGAUGGACGCCUUGGAUGCGCAGGAGCAGCUUGCUGAGGCCAGCGGCAUCCACGAGCUCUUCCGCGCCAGCGGGUGUCGGGAGGUGCAGCAGUCAUACCUCGACCUCUACAAGCAGCUGGACAACGUCAUCAAGUUCCUGUCGAUGGUGGCGCACUACCGGCGCCUGGCCACUGUGGCAGGAGACGCCGCCAUGUACCACUUGCGUGCCAUCCUCCACCACCUGCUGCAGGAGAUCGAGACGUCCAUGGCGCAGGUCUCGCUGCUGGUGUCGCGGAUCAUGCGCGAGGUUCGGCGCGCCGUGAUGAACGCGACGUCCGGCAACGCCAAGGGCGCCGCCGGCGGCACCUUGCUUUGGCUCAGCAGGCUGCAAGUCAUCGACGAGCAGGCUCUGGGCAGGUCGACCCUCGCGUUGCUCGAGGCCUUGCAGCAGCUCCGGUUCCUGAGCUCGGAGGCGCGCCUGCCGGAGCUCCGGAAAUCUUGCCAGCAAAGUUUGCAGCAGAUCUGCGCGCUCACGGCCUCCCCCGAGUUCCGGUCCCGCUGCCUCGAGGUGCCGCCGGAGACGACGUUGCCGGCCCUAGAGAUCUUUGCAGGAGAGGAAGAGGAAGCCGAGACCGAGCCCCUCGAGGAAGCCGAAGCGCCGGCUCUUCUGGAGACUGCGCCGGCGCCAAGUGCAGGCGCAGCUGGCCCGGCCAGUCCGGCCAGCCCUCUCCCGGAACCAAAGCCUGAGGCCGAGCGGGAGGCCCCCGAGGCGCGAGCAGAAGUGCGCCUGGGGAAGGAGUGUGACCAGGAGGAGCAGGACCGUUUCUACGAGUUGCUUUUAGCAGCGGUUCUGCCCCUGCUCGGCGACGGUUCGUGUUUGGCUUCCGAGGAGGUGCUUUUCAUGCUGGGCCGGGCAGGUUUACAGGCGCAGGCUCAGGACUUGAUGCGCGGCAAGGAGCGUGUGGAGGGGGAGGAGCUCCGGAGAAUCCUGGAGACAGCGGCUUUGACCUCGGCAUCAACCGGGAUUGACGCCAACUUCCCGGCCAACCGGGCCUGCGCCCGCCAGGCACGGCUACAAGAUGGACAGGAGAACCUGGUGGAGCCGGCGCGGCGGGUGCCCUGGAUUGAAGGCAUCACCUGGGACGGCCGGCGCCUGCGUAUCGGCGCGGCCUUCCAGGGGUGAAGCGAAAAAGAGAAAAAGGC